UUGAUGAUUGAAUGCUUGUGACAAAAACUCGUGACUCUCAUGGAACGAUCAGUAUAACAGCAUGCGGUCGUCGAUGUCGCUUACAAUGGAUGUGUUCACAAGAGAGUUUCGUCUACGGAAUUUCAGGUUGAGUUACCCCAAUGGCAGAGUCUUCGCUGAAUCGCCGUGGCUCCCUGUAUCAUGUGUUGUAGGAUAUCGACUCUUGGUUACCCUGUACUGCGCUAGCUGGAUAAUCUACAGUGUUAUCAGAGACAACACUUGGAAAUGGCUCAUUUACCUAACAGACUGGUCUUUUCUGUGCGUGACUACUUACUUUGUGUGCAGCACUCUUACUUCUCUUAUAUAUUGGGCACAUCAUCAUGGUAAACUUAUGGAUAAUGAAUCAGGGCAUGCGUGCACUCCAGAGGAACAAACGUCUUCACAGAGAGAUCCUUAUUCACAUACCACACGUGUGACUCCUGAAUCAAGUGACUCAGGGGAUGGUUCGCAGCAAGAACAGUAUUAUGACUCUUAUGAGGAUACUGAACAAAUCGAAGCAUCGGCACAAGCUCAAGAUAUUGAUGAAAGUGAGAUUCCAUUGGUUGUUGUAACCGUAGAUUAUUGCCAAACAUGGUAUCACAAAGUCACGUGGCUGUUUUACAUCAUCGCUGCAAACAUUGCGCCUGUUGUAACAGUAGUGUUCUGGAGUUUUUUAUAUUCAGGAGGCGCUGUUCAUGAAAUAGAUAUAGCUUUUCAUGCAAUGAACUCGGUUUUUAUGUUGAUAGAAACUUGUCUUAGUUCAAUUCCCGUAUGUCUUUUCCAUGUGGUUUACGCUGAGCUGUAUGGAAUUAUAUACGUUAUAUUUACAGUGGUGUAUUGGCAGAGUGGUGGCACUGACACCAAUGGCGAAGACCACAUUUAUCCACUCCUAGAUUAUGGGCAUAAACCAUAUAUUACUGCUCUAGCAAUCACUGUCAUUGCACUAGUUGGGCUUCCUUUGGCUCAGUUGUGGAAUUUCGGAAUGUUUACACUGCGGUGUCAUUUUAACAGGAUGAGAAGUCGUCAAUAAUCGAACAGUAGAAACUCUGUAUUUCCAUCCAGAACAAAUAAAUUAUAGGUUUUUAUGUUCCUGCAUUGAGGUAGACUGGUAUCCAAAGUUUGCAUCUUUGAUUAAAUCGCGAC
Messenger RNA from Pocillopora verrucosa, 1161 nucleotides. RefSeq lists its product as uncharacterized. Lineage: Eukaryota; Metazoa; Cnidaria; Anthozoa; Scleractinia; Pocilloporidae. The record is from RefSeq and is a predicted model, not a curated record. Gene Ontology annotation, cellular component: membrane.